This is a messenger RNA of Ostertagia ostertagi, 573 nucleotides long. NCBI's taxonomy places the organism in Eukaryota, Metazoa, Nematoda, Chromadorea, Rhabditida, Trichostrongylidae. The record is from the annotation of a GenBank genome assembly.
AUGAGCGGCAUCAAAUCCCCUGCGUGCAAUGCGAACGCUGACGAGUUGCCGGCAGCUAUCGCUGAGGCGUACAGGACAUCUGUGGACAGUGCAUCACGAACGACUAUCAUAUGGAUGAAUAACCAAAACGUUUCCGAAGAGCGUUCCAACUUAAGUACUCCGUCGAAUAUCGUUUCGGUGACUUCACUCAGAGAGUGUGCGGGAACUCCUUCUUCGAUGGUCUCUUCCCCUGCGUUAUCUGCGCACUCAGUAGGAUCCCAGGAGCUGCGAAAUACUGGAACAGCCAGCGAGAAAAAUGGUAUUGCGGAGGAACCUUCCGAUUAUCAAGGCACGUCACAAAGUCGAGCACCAUGUCGUCCAUACUUGCUGCAAGCCGUUCUGCGGACAGUAACUCAAUCGAAAGAGAUCUCGGUGGAGCAGGUGGGAGAAGCCCUGUCACAAGUAGACACUGGUGAAGAUUACAAUGUCUGUUCCUUCCAUACUAUCAAAUGCACCUACAAAUACGCUCCACAGCAAGCUUCAGGACUUUAUCACACAUUUCACGCGUGCGAGGGAGUGUCGCGUCAACGUUGA